CUUCGACUCCUCAGGCGAAUCCAGGCGGGGACAGCACUGCGCCUGCGCCCCACGAGGCAGGCCCAGGCCGGACGGCUCCUGGCGCCUGAGGGGGAGGAAGGGGCGGGGCAAGGGAGAGCGGCGCUUCCGAUUGGCAGAGGGGACCGUCCGUCGGCGCAGGGGUGGGGCCGGACGCCGGCCUCAAUUUGGAACGGGGAAGUCAGCGACCGCCUUGUCCUGGGAGGCCUCUGCUCCCGCGCCCUCCGACGCCCCGGCGAUGAGAAGACUGAGGCCCAGGGAGAUUCAGGGUCCUGGCUGAAGGAUUGAAUUAUAACUUUUAAAGGAUGACAUGAAUGUGUGAGGUGGCAUUCAGUGAAUCAUCCCACAGUCAGAGGGUGUGAGACUCCAGUGUAUCAGAUGCUCUGCGUGCUUCCUACUGGAUGGGCCCAGCUGCCCCAGUGACCUAGGAUCUCAGCAGCUUUCCUACCAUCGGUGCUUUGAGAUCAGCAGCAAGAAGACCAGAAUGGGCGUGAACGAUCUCUGGCCCAUUUUGGAGCCGGUUAAGCAGCAUGCCCAUCUGCAGAGCCUCCAGGGGAAGACCCUUGCAGUCGAUCUGAGUCUCUGGGUGUGUGAAGCGCUUACGGUCAAAAAGAUGGUUGGCGCCGUCGUCAAGCCCCAUCUCAGGAACUUAUUUUUUCGGAUCUCAUCUCUGACUUUAAUGGGAGUAAAACUGCUCUUUGUCACGGAAGGUGAUGCUCCCGAGCUGAAAGCGGAUGUGAUGAGCAAAAGGAAUGAGACGCGGUAUGGGCCCCCCCAAAACCGGACCUACAGGCCCACAAGAUCCUCUUUCCAGGCCGUCUUAAAAGAGUGCCUCGACCUGUUGGAGUGUUUGGGAAUUCCAUGGGUUCAAGCGGCCGGGGAAGCCGAGGCCAUGUGUGCUUAUCUCAAUGCCCACGGCUACGUGGACGGGUGCCUCACCAAUGACGGAGAUGCUUUCCUUUAUGGGGCACAGACCGUCUAUCGAAAUUUCACUAUGAAUACAAAGGACCCCCAUGUGGAUUGCUAUACGAUGUCCUCCAUUAAGAGGGAGCUGGGCUUGGAUCGGGACUCCCUUAUCGGCCUGGCCGUGCUGCUGGGCUGUGACUACCUUCCCAAGGGCGUCCCUGGAGUUGGCAAGGAGCAGGCACUAAAGCUGGUGCGCACCUUGAACGGGCAGAGUUUACUGCAGAGGUUUGAUCAGUGGAAGGAGGAGUCCGACAGCCUUGACCCACCACCAGUCACAGUUAAAAAGCCAGCUCAUUGCUCCGUGUGUGCCCAUCCAGGCUCCCCCAAGGACCAUGAGCGUAACGGGUGCAGACUGUGUGGAAGCGAGAGACACUGUGAACCCCACGAUUACGAGUACCGCUGCCUUUGUGAGUGGCAUUGCACGGAGCACAGAAGACAGCAACGCACAGCUGAGGAUGGCAUCAGGAAGAAAGCUUGCAGUUGCGAAGGAUUCCCAUUCCACGAGGUUAUUCGAGAAUUCCAGUUGUGCAAGGACAGAUUGACGAAGAAAAUCCUCUGCCAGAGACCUGACCUAUUAUCUUUUCAGGUAUUUGCUUUGGAGAAAAUGGAGUGGCCCAGGCACUACACAUGUGAGAAGUUAAUGGUGCUUUUGACACAUCACGACAUGACGGAGAGGAAGUAUGGCCGGCUAGGUCCCGGCCAGCUGCAGCCAGUGCGAAUAACCCACACACGCAUCAGGAACGGCAUCCCUUGUUUUGAGAUCCAGUGGCAAAAGCCAGAGCACUACGUGACGGCCGCUGAAGCUGCCCCUGGCGCCGGUCUCCAGCCAGGGCCGCCUGUUGUGAUCACGGUGGAGGAAGCCGCCUUAUUCGAAGCUGCCUACCCUGACACGGUCGCCCAGUACCAGAAGCAAGUGCUGGAAAGCCGGGGGAAGAAGUCCAGAAGCAAGAAAAGCACGUCUAAGGGAGGGGAUCUGCCAGCAUUGGAGGAGGUGGCUAACCUUCUGUCCCAUGUGAAACUGUCCCGUGAAACAGUGCCUGAGCAGCUCUUCAGGUCAGAUCUGAAGAUGGCUCAUGAAGAUAAACGGCAGCGGAGACCGACCCCAGCAACAGACAGCUGGCUUUGUGUGGGGGCUGCCUUGAAUGCGGAGGCCCAGCAGCCCCCCGCCCCUGCCCCUCCGAGAUCUGGGACCACGCAGCGCAGCAUUGCCAGUGAUUGUUCAUUGUCCACGUCUGAGCAUCAGGACGAUAGCGCGGUCAUCGAGGACCUCCAGCUGAGCUCCAUUGACUGGGAGGGCACCUCCUUCAGCACUUCACCAGGUGCACAGGCACCCACGACUUCUGCCCGCCCCUCAGACCCUGGCAGGGACCCUGGGCAGCUCUGUCAUGCAGCAGUGUCUGGUAUAGGAAGUACCUGUGACAGCCCCCAGAGCGCUGGCCCUUCCAGAGGCCAUUCAGCGCUGAGUUUGAACCUUCUGCCUCUGAUGGAGCGAGUAUGUGCCCAGGCCUGGGAGCAGCCCCGGUCCUCCUCCCCUCUGGAUGGGUGUCCUACCCCCUGGUGGGAUUGGAAGCCUCGUCACUGCAGAGGAUAGAAGGAAACCUUGCUGCUAAAAGCAGGGCCUCUUCUGAGCCCCAGCAAACUGAUCGUCGUCCACCGGGUGGUCUCCCAGUGUUUGGUUUGCAAAAUGGCCAGAAAGAAUCUGACUUGGUGCCCAGCAGAGCACCAUUCCUUCAGGAGAAGCCUACAGUGAGCACUUGUGUGCCCUACAUCCCAAGGAAAGCGGCAAGGAGGCCCACGGGCCUGGAGCACGUGCAAGUUCAGCCUGAGUCUCAAACUGCCCCAAAGAGAGUCCCCAAAAAGAGUGUUUGCCUCCCCUGCAGCCCUUCUGAUGAGGAGAAUGAGCCGGCCAGCCAGGAUGAGAAGUGCCCCCAUCCAAAAGGGAAGCCGUGGCCUCAGCAGCGCCCCCGUGUCUGCCCGUGGACCAGCGUCCCCAGGCCGGACCCCAGAGAGGCUGGUGAAGGGGCCCAGGUUCCCCGGUCAGCCGAGGCCACAGAAGACCCUCCACGAUUGGCUCUGUUCGCAUCUCCAGUCUCUCCUGGAGAAGAGAAAGAUGUCAGUCUCGUUUUGGAGAGCCCUCUUCCUUUGGCUCAGAGAUUGAAGCUAAAAUUCCAGAGCAGUUGACAAAGCCAUGCAGCAAGUACAUUGUGUCUUGUCUCUUCUUUGUUGCUAAUGUCUGCUGACCUGAGUCCAGGCUGGAGGUGUCGGCCUGGAGAGAGGCCAAAGCAAGGGUAUGGGCACUGCGGGGGUGGCUUCUGGAUAGUGAAAAUAUCUAUGAACUCUGUGACAUUAUCAAGAUUCAUUUGGGGAAAUGGAGGUAUUCAGAUUGAGUCUAAAUUAAGCUGGGGGCCGAAGGAGGAGGGAAGGAGAGGCUCAAGAAUGUAGCCUUUCCUGUUCCUGUUCCCAAGUUGGGAGAGAGCAGCUGCCGCCACCGUGCUGUGGCUUCUGCCCGACCUAGGGAUGGAGGGGACCAGAGCUGUCCUGGAGUUGUCCUGGAGCUGUCUUGGCUCCAACCUGGAGCCGUCCUGGCACCAACCUGGAUUCGUUCUGGAACUGUCCUGAAGCUGUCCCAGAGCCGUCCCAGAGCCAUCCUAGGGCUAUCCUGGAGCUGUCCUGGAGCCCUCCCUAGAGCCGUCCUAGAGCUGUCUUGGAGCUGUCCAGGAGCCCAGGAAGCUCAGGGCUGGGGGCCAGGCAGCCCCAACGCUGUCCCUCUCAUUGGGAACCCAGAGCAGCAGGCCCGCGACAUGCACUGUGAACCAUCCUGUUGAUUCUCUGGUCGCCGUCUGACGAGGGGCCAACCCAGGGAUCUUUCCAACAGUUACACUGGGAGCCAGACUCACCUUUCCAUAACCGCAUCUCCUACUUGGAAUUUCUUUUUGUAUGUGAAAGUAAUUAAACUACAUUUUAAACGUUUUGUUAA
Phascolarctos cinereus (koala) is the source of this 3961-nucleotide messenger RNA. NCBI's taxonomy places the organism in Eukaryota, Metazoa, Chordata, Mammalia, Diprotodontia, Phascolarctidae. The record is from RefSeq and is a predicted model, not a curated record.